UUCACCCUUUGCUCAACCUCAGCAUAGCUCCCAUAGCCAUCCUCCCUUGCGGGCUCAGACUACCAACAACACCUACUCAAGUCCUACCACACCCAAAUCCCUGCCAUUCCACACGAUGUCGAGUCAGCCCCUCCUUCAAACCGCUCCUGGCAAGCGCAUUGCCCUGCCCACUCGUGUCGAGCCUAAGGUGUUCUUCGCCAACGAGCGUACCUUCCUCUCCUGGCUCAACUUCACCGUCAUCCUCGGCGGUUUAGCCGUCGGUCUCUUGAACUUCGGUGACCGCAUCGGCCGCAUCUCCGCAGGCCUGUUCACCGUCAUCGCCAUGGCUGCCAUGAUCUAUGCCCUGGUGACCUUCCACUGGCGGGCGCAGAGUAUACGUAAACGCGGCCAGAGUGGCAUCGACGAUCGGUUCGGACCGACCGUGCUGGCGCUGGCGCUUCUGGCCGCUGUGGUUGUGAACUUCAUUCUGCGCAUGACGGAAUAAGAAGAGGACUCUGUGACGAGAGGUUGGUUGGAUUUGUUAUGACCUGGGGAGCAUUGACGAGAUGAGACGGCACUGUUCCAGAGUGCAAACCUGAAUGGGGUCCUUGGAUGACGGAAAGAAAAACAAACUAUGUGAAUGACUUAAGUAGAAGGUAGAUCUAUUUUCGUUUCGUUCGAUGUCGGUGCUG
Aspergillus fijiensis CBS 313.89 is the source of this 671-nucleotide messenger RNA. RefSeq names its product putative vacuolar transporter chaperon Vtc1. The transcript is spliced from 2 exons. Bases 116 to 484 code for a protein of 122 amino acids. Gene Ontology annotation, cellular component: vacuolar transporter chaperone complex; fungal-type vacuole membrane. Lineage: Eukaryota; Fungi; Ascomycota; Eurotiomycetes; Eurotiales; Aspergillaceae. The record is from RefSeq and is a predicted model, not a curated record.